Messenger RNA from Xenopus laevis (African clawed frog), 1589 nucleotides. RefSeq names its product BPI fold-containing family B member 2-like. Lineage: Eukaryota; Metazoa; Chordata; Amphibia; Anura; Pipidae. The record is from RefSeq and is a predicted model, not a curated record. Bases 110 to 1504 code for a protein of 464 amino acids. The transcript is spliced from 16 exons.
AAACACUGUGGGUACCAAGUAUAUAAACCUCCUUCCACUCUAUACACUGUAUAAGCAGAGUCCAGAGGAAAACUGUGGUUGGCUAGAGAAGGACUAAAGGACCUUCAAGAUGAAGCUGUUUUUGCUGGCCACGAUCCUACUCUUGUGUGUCCCUCCAAUGAACACAACACCGUGCAAGACUGUUCUGAGAGUGAAGAAAAGAGCCAUGGAACAUGCCUGCCAAACACAUAGAUCCAAUUUUGAAGGGCAUAUUAGAAAAAUGAGCUUCCCUGAUCUUGAAGUGAUCACUAAUUUUCUGCUUGGCAAAGUGCUUUCUUUGACUGGGAUUCAGAUCUUUGAUGUGAAACUCCCUAAUAUAAAAGUGAACCUGGUGCCAGGUGUUGGUGUGCAAGUGUCCCUAGAAAGCAGUCUUCAUAUUAAAGGAAAAAUACUUUUUUUUGCCAAUGUUGAGGUAAAUGUAGGCUCGGGAAUUACAGCCGAUGUGUCUGUCACAAAGACGUCUGGAGGUUUACCUUUGCUAAAAGUUUCUGCAUGCAAGUGUGCUAUGGGACGAAUACAGAUCAAUGCUUUCGGAAAAAGUUUAAUACCUCCAAUGAUUUCUGCAAUUCAAGGGCACAUCCAUGCUAUAGUCAGCAAGCAACUCUGUCUCACAGUAUCAAAUGUAUUCGUGGAUGCCAAUAUGAAUUUGGGACUAAUGUGUGCAAAGCACCUCAGCAAGAACUUUGAACUCCAGUACAAAGUGCCAACCCCUCCAGUGGUGACAAAUGAAUAUGUGCAAAUGGAUAUGUAUGCACAGUACAAGGUGGAGGAGAAGGUCCUGGAGCUUCCAACUGGCGCACAGGAUUUUACUCUUCCUCCUCCUUCUCCAGAUGCCUCAGACUCUAUGGUCACCAUGGGCAUUUCCAAGGACUUCUUCAUUUCUAUAUUUACAGCUCUUCACACUUCAGGAAAAUUCAGCCAAGCUAUUCCAACUACUACUAAUUCUCUUAUUAAUGAGCUGAAAACAUCCUAUCUUGGAUCCUACAUUCCUGAGAUCAAUCGGAAAUACCAUGAGUCUUUAGCUGUGGGGAUAAAGAUUUCUCUUAGCCAAACACCACUGGUUACAUUCCAGUCUAGCCAGCUAAUAAUUCAACUGACUCCUUCCGUGGAGCUCUAUGCUGUGUCACCCAAAUCUGGUAAUGAACACCUGCUGACUUUUAGUGUGGGCGUUACUUUGGCUGCCAAGCUGGACAUGAACGUGGAUAAACUGAAGAUCUCAGUUUCCAUACAAAAGGAGCUGAGCCUUUCCCUGGCAUCUUCCUCUAUUGGACGGUGUGGCUGUAGUUCAUCCUCAGUCUCUGGUUACAUGCAGACAGUGUUUGAGAAGGCCUACUUGAUUCAUAUCAAUGAGGUGCUUAGCGUAGGGGUGUCACUGCCGACAUUGCCAAACAUGAAUCUCGUUAAACCUGUUUUUGAGGUUAAGAAGGAUUAUGCUGUCAUGUCAUGUGAUGUGCAAUAUACUUAGAGAUCUAAAGAUGGAAGAGAAUCAACAACAUUUUGAGUAGCCAGAUUAUAUGAAGAAAACGAGUCUAAUAAAACAAUACACCAUA